Molecule: messenger RNA, 5346 nt
Organism: Gigantopelta aegis
Lineage: Eukaryota; Metazoa; Mollusca; Gastropoda; Neomphalida; Peltospiridae
Product: BRCA2-interacting transcriptional repressor EMSY-like
Exons: 24
Coding region: 28-4026 (1332 amino acids)
Biological process (GO): regulation of DNA-templated transcription
Cellular component (GO): nucleoplasm
Molecular function (GO): protein binding
Source: RefSeq, a predicted model, not a curated record
UAAUUUAAUUUGUCCGGUGACCCAAAAAUGUGGCCAAUGUUGCUUGACCUUUCUCGGGAUGAGUCAAAGCGGGUGUUGCGUCGCAUAGAACUGGAGGCAUAUUCGUCGAUCAUCACUGCGUUCCGAGCGCAGGGAGAUCUGACCAAGGAAAAGAAGUCCAUGCUUCAGGACUUGCAGACUGUGCUCAGUAUUUCAACUGAGCGACACCGGGCUGAAGUUCGAAGGGCUGUAAAUGAUGAAAAACUGGCAACUGUGGCUGACAAUAUUGCUGGUUCCAACACAACAUCAGAAUGGAUGAUAGAAGGUCGUCGAUUGGUUCCCUUGAUGCCUAGACUGGUUCCCCAAACAGCAUUCACUGCCACAGCCAACCAGGCAGCCCACUUGCAGGCUGAGAAAAAUCUGACACUUCCGAUGCCAAUUUUCACUGGCAAUAAAGAUGUGAACAAUGUGAUGUCUAUGAGCACAUCCACCUCAACCCCUGCAGUGUCAAGACCUUCCUGCCCCACCAGCCCCACCUCCAACGUGGUUGUACUACCCAGCGGAGCUUCCAUUCACAUUAAAGGAUGCUUAAACACUGAGUACGAGGAGGAGCUGCACACUCGUAAACGUCGCCGCAGUCUGUCGUCCGACAGUUUGAGCUCGUCGAUUGGCACACAAACGCCGCGACUGACCUACCCUACAACUACAUCAUCAUCGGCGGUGCCCAACAUUUCCCCGGUGAAAAUCACAAUCAGCAAGAGUCCACAGGGUCGAACAAUCGUCUCAACACCGGGCGUACAGCCACCAAAGGUUAUACUGGUGACAACCUCUGGACAAACACCGAGUCACAAUGUGUUUCAGAAAUCAAUGUCGGUCCCAGUAGUGCGAGCAUCAGCGUCAAUGUCACAGGGGACGGGGACCGCUCGAGCUCCCAUCAUGGUGCCCAGCAGUUCACCUGUGUCAUCAGGAGCAAGUCUUAGUAACAUCUACACUGUGACAACGACAUCACUGACGUCAUCCAUAACAUCACCAGUAACAACGUCUGUUCUGGGGUCACCUCCUGCUAUGGUGAUCAAUUCUGGACUGCCAAAGCCAAGACCGAAAAUUAUUCCACGGCAACGAUUGCCACAGCCCAUACCUAGUCAGAAGCCUGGAGUUGUGAUCCCAAUGACCCCUCAGCCAGUGCAGCCCUCACCACAGAGUUACCAGAUCAAAACCAUCAACAAGCCCACCAUACAGAUCAAACAGGAAGGAGGAAUGAAGAUCAUCACCCAGAGUUUGCCUGCAGGAACCAGUAAAAUUUUACCAAAACCAGCUCACCUGUCCGGUACCUCUGGCACGCCGGUUGUCGUGGUUAACGCUGGCCCAUCUGGUACCGCGACGACCUCAGUCAGCAUGGUGACGAAACCCGUGACAACACUAUCAGCUAACCACCCAGGUGGAAAGGUUCUAAAUAUAUCAACUGGAGGGCGUGUCAUCGCCACGACGACCAAGGCUUCCAACGUUGUGACUGUGAACCCUAAAACCCUUCAUCUGACAGCUGUUAAAACAGGUGCGGGUACCACAGUUUCCAAGCCGAACGUGAUUGUUGUACAGAAGACUCAAACGAGGAGAUCGUCGACUCCCACACACGUCGGGUCAGGCAGCACGCAGGCCACAGUGAUCACCCACCCAUCACUCUUCGAGAAGGAGUUGGCCAAUUUUAUCCAGAAGCAGGAGCUUGGUAAAAACGUGUCCGUCACUGUAGCAUCCAGCUCUUCUCUCGGAUCAACCUUGAGCAAGAUCGGCGACCGGAAAGUCAUCAUCACCACGCAGACGGUGGGAGGAGAGGCAGCAAAACAAAUAAGUACUCCACUGCUGCAAAGAUCCAGAUCGGAGCAAGAGGGGAAAACCUCGUCUCUCCUGGCUGAGUUGAUACAGGCUGCUGGCAUUGUGCCAGAGCCAGCGGCAGAAACUGAUGUACCCGGUACCGGCAGUGGCAAUGAGUGGUUUGAGUAUGACGUCGCUGACGACCAGGGCCAGGCGGUGAUCUCGAAGACGGAGGACUCCACGGCCAUCGAUGCCCUGUUACAGAUGCAGGCCGUUGAUGCUGCUGGGAAAGUCAAAGAGUCAAGUUUAGCAAGUGCUCAACUUGAACGACUCCAAGGCCAACAGUCAGAGACACAGUACUACACCAUAGAUCAAGCCAUGUCUCUGCUAAACCAGACAGAGAAGGAAACCGUCCCCACCAACUCGGAGCCAGCGAGUGAUGUCAUAGUGAAACCCGUAUCGGAACAACCACAGAUUCACAUCAUCAAAACCUCAGUCCCAGGCAGCAAGCUAUCCUCGGAGCACAUCCAGCACAUCCGAGUACCCCUGCCGUCGUCACGGCAACUGGGCCUGGCGACCAGGACGCUAGAGGUCACGCGAGGUCAGAGUGUCACCGGCCGAGAACUCGACCCCCAGACCGGACUCUUCUCGUCAGGUGGCGUCCGAAAACCGAGAAAAAACACCAUAAUCGUUGGGUUGCCCCCGAAAGUCGUUCAAGCGGCACCCGUGCAGAGUCCGAAACCGGUUGCCACGACAGCGGCGCCAAACUUUGACCUGUUGAGCAGCUCGCUGGCUCAGGCUCAGAUUGAGCUGGAUCCAUUUGAUUUCUCACAGGAUGGUGCUACUCAAUCUACAGAAAGUGUUACUCAAUCUACAGAAAGUGUUACUGAAUCUACAGAAAGUAUUACUCAAUCUACAGACAUAGUUCAGCAAUCUCUAGAAGGUGCUACUCAACCUACAGGAGAUUCUGGUAAAUCUGCAGAAGGUGCUACUCAGUCUAUAGAAGGUGGUGCUCAAUCUACAGACAGGACAGCUCAGCCUACAGAUGGUGCAGCUGUCACUGAGACUGUAAAAUCUGCUGUUGUUGCCGAGUCUAUAGAAAGUAAUACAGUUUCUCAGUCUAUAGAAUGUACUACUGUAGCUGAGACUACAAAAGACACUUCUGUUGUUCCAGAAACUGCUACUGUCCCCCAGUCAGACUCUCAGGCUGGUGAGGUACCCAAGGAAGAUAACUCUGAGUCAAAAGAAAGCGGGGAGUUAUCUCUCAGUACUGAAGAAGACGUCAUCAUGCCACCAGAUGUCUCUGAAGAUGCGCACACUAAGUCGUCAUCGGCCACUACAACACCACCGGCCCCUGCUCGUCAAGGCUCCUCGUUCAUCCCUCUGUCUGACAUCAGCAGUUCCACGCACAAAUCUGCCAUCAAUGUCAUCACUCAUCCACAGUCUUCAAUGCCAGCUGACAUCAUGGAAACAUCGAAAGAAAGUGAUAGUAGCUUGAGUAGCGAAAAUGUUGUUGUCACCAUGGAACCAACCGUUGAUUUGAUCACCCUGCGAUCGGAGGAAUUUACCACACAGCAGAUUGAGGAGAAAGACACGACACUCUCCAGCCAUUUGUCGGAAGAGAAGCUGUUCUAUGACAAGACGGAUGUUGCUGUUAAGGAGGUUCCGUCAGUGCAUAGUCCUCCUACUGGUAGCAGUUCUGACAGUCAAGGGGAGAGCACUCUAACGGAUUCUGGUCGGGACACAAAUAGCUUGUUGCGACUGAGUUCGCGGAAACGAAAGCAAGCCAUGGUAGAUGAACCACAACACAUCAGCACUGUAGGAGGGUGGGUGAAGGCAGCCCUUGGUCUGAUUCAGAAGAUGACAAAGUUCCGAGGUGUGAAUCGAGACAAAGGUGACUUAAAUGCUGCAGCAUGGUUCAUUAAACCAGUUGAUCCAGUUGAUGCUCCAAAUUACUACUCAGUUGUGAAAAAUCCAAUGGAUUUUGGGACCAUCAAGAAAAAACUAGAGGCAGGAGAUUACAAGUCGUUUGACGACUUCCAUUUCGACAUGUUGCUAGUUCAGAAGAACUGCUAUCUGUAUAAUCACCCACAGAGCAAAGUGAAACAGGACUGCGAAGAAGUGUUCUCGUUCUACGAACAAGAAAGAACGAAAGUGAUCGACAAGUUACAAAAGGGUUUGACGUCUUCCCCAAUAACAAAGAAAUUUCGAAUUGAUAAAAGUCCAGCAAAAUCCUAGCAGUGAAGGAAUGUUUACAUAACAUGUGUUGUUUUAUUAAGUCCUGAUGUUAUAUAUCACACAUUACAGUUGUUUUUGUUACAGAAUAUCAAUUCAAAUUGUUACGGAAUCCAAAGACAAAAGUACUGAUUGUUUUAACUUAAGGAAAGUCUUCAAAAACACUUGUAUCUGCAAUUUUGACUUCAUCUACUUUUUAAUUCAUACAGAAACAUUCAUUCAUGCAUGCAUUCAUUCAUAAAUGUACUCAUUCAUUCAUUCAUCCAUUUAUCCAUCCAUCCAUCCAUCCAUGCAUGCUUGCAUCCAUCCUUUCAUUCAUUCAUUCAUUCAUUUGCUCACUCACUCAUCUGUUUACUUCUUCAUUUGUUCAUUCUUUCAUUUAUUCCCACACAUUAAGUCAUAUCUGGAAUGGAUCUUCAAUUUUGCUGCAUUUUCAUUUAACAUCAGGGGCCGCCUGUUCAAUUGUUAGUUAGCAUAACCAGUUGAUAACAGAAAUUUUCAAAACCAAGGACUGAAUCAAUACAAAUAACAAUUGAAAAGAAUACUUUUGAAACUUGAUUUAGAACAACCAAAGGUAUCCAUACAUAAUCAAAUCAAAAGUUUACUUUGUAUUUAGGGUCUCCACGAGUACUCGAGUACUCGGGCAUGAGCCGAAUCUAACAAGACUCGAGUCCGUUCACAGGACUCUUAGUACCCGUGCAAGGAAGAGCACUCUCAUUUAAUUCUAUUUUGUACGUAAUUUUGCCAUAUUAUGCUCGCCGCCGAUUACAUUAUAGAACUAUGAGAUAUGGAGGGAAAAGAAAAGCCGAAUGUCACAGUGUGGAAUGCAAUAUAAUGGACCAGUGUAUCAAUGGCGUGAUUUGGCAUCCACGUUGAGCAUUGGAAUUAAGAUCCAUAAUGCUAUUUUACUUUAUUCCUUAAUCUCAUUAUUAUCUAGUGUCGGGUACUCGGGUCCGGGUCGAGUUUGACCCUCGGGUACUCGAGUCCAAUAUUUUGGACUCGUGGAGACCCUAUUUGCAUUUGUGCAAAAGUAGUUAAAAGGAAAAAUAUUAGACUAACCCAGGGUUAAGUUAACUAUGCUUUGAACAAGUGGGCCCAGAUAAUUUCAAAACCCCAAAGCUGUAUUCAAAUUAUAUGCAUUGUCAGUCAUAAAGAGAAAAUGAGUUUGUUAUAUAUAGAUCUCAUACCUUAAGAAUUACUUGACCGGCCUCGGUGGCGUCGUGGUUAGGCCAUCGGUCAACAGGCUGGUAGGUACUGGGUUCGGAUCCCAGUCGAGGCAUGGGAUUUUUAAUCCAAAUACCGACUCCAAACCCUGAGUGAGUG